AGUUCGCCACUCAGUCCGCCAUUUGAUUAUUUUCUUUGUUUACGUGUUUUGUUAUUGUACGUUCUUACUCGUUUUUACCGAGACUAUUAAGGAGUGGUGUUUUCUUUAAAGGAUUUAACUGCUUAUUGAAAGUUACUUUUUGAGUGUUUGUUUACCGUUUUUUUAUGAGUUAAUAGCCAUGUAUUUUGCUGGUGAAAAAAGACCUCAAAAAAAAAUGUUGUGUACCGGGUUGCUCCAAUAAAGAUGGCAGUCGCUUUCGUUUUCCCAAUAAAAACCAUAAAUAUUGGAUUGAUGAGUGGCUGAAAAAAGUUAACAAUCCGAAGCUUAUGACAAUGCCUUAUGAUACUUUAUACCAAAAUUGUGUUGUGUGUGAGACAUUUUCUGCCUGAACAAAGGCAAUAUGGCUCGAGGCGGGGGCUUAAGCUAGAUGCAGUGCCAGUUCUAUUUCUCACUAAUAAAUCAGAUUUAUUACCUUUUGAAUGCUGCCCAUUCGUCAUUUCUGCUCCACGAGGAAAUUAGAUAUUUAAAAAACUUAUCAAAUCAGUCUCUGAUUGAUCAUGAUAUUACAACCGAAACGUCAGCAGUAUUUUCGGCACUCAUUUUUGCCUUCUCUUCCUGCGGCGUCGUCACAACGCUACUGCUUUUUGUCGGGAUUUUUAAGGAUAUAAAAUAUUUCCUUAUACCGUGGAUCUUCAACAUGUUCUUCUUUACCAUCGUAGACAUCGUCUUUGUAGUAUAUGGUCUAAUAGUUCAUGCCCUUCAAUGGAAUCCAUCUGUAGCUAUCUUGGUAACCAUAGACUUCUUUUUAAAUGCUCUUAACAUGUAUGCCUUAUUAUGUGUGACAUCCCAAUACCAAGAAUAUAAUGCAGGGCGGGGUAGAGCGAUAGACGAAGAAAUAAUGAGGAUACCGAACAUCCAGUACAGUACGACCCAACCAACCGGUACCAGCUACCUGAGUUCACACGCCCGAAAACCUCCGACUUUUAUCGAAAGAGCGACACCACUCCACUCGCCCACCAAUCAUUUAGACGUGCCGCCUGCGGUGGUCAAUAGGGGCCCGAGAAAAUCGGUUAAGUUCGGUGACAGUUCGGAAAUGACGGUCGUACCACCGCCAUGUUGGAACGAUAACAAAACGAGUCCGAUCAAAGGUACUGACACAUCACCCCUUAUCGAUUCAGGGGGUGGGAUUGGAGGGACAAUAAUCGGGUGAGGGCCGGUGUUAGAAACGGCGUUGUGAUACAGUUUCUUAGUGAUGAUGGGGCAAAAAAAGUAAAAGUCGACUGUGUACAGUAAAAUGUGUUUUUUUUUUGUAUAAUAUUGUUUAGGGUGACUAGAAUUGUUUAAAAUACUUAAUAAUAAAUGUAAAUUCUGAUUAAUUAAUAUUAUAAAAGUUAACAUAG
Messenger RNA from Anthonomus grandis grandis, 1400 nucleotides. RefSeq lists its product as uncharacterized. The transcript is spliced from 7 exons. Lineage: Eukaryota; Metazoa; Arthropoda; Insecta; Coleoptera; Curculionidae. The record is from RefSeq and is a predicted model, not a curated record. The coding region runs from base 428 to 1210 and encodes 260 amino acids.